This is a messenger RNA of Dama dama (fallow deer), 3573 nucleotides long. It is a transcript of the gene DGCR8, whose product is annotated as DGCR8 microprocessor complex subunit. Lineage: Eukaryota; Metazoa; Chordata; Mammalia; Artiodactyla; Cervidae. The transcript is spliced from 14 exons. Gene Ontology annotation, cellular component: microprocessor complex. The record is from RefSeq and is a predicted model, not a curated record. Gene Ontology annotation, molecular function: identical protein binding; double-stranded RNA binding; primary miRNA binding. Bases 329 to 2611 code for a protein of 760 amino acids. Gene Ontology annotation, biological process: primary miRNA processing.
CGGCCGGGCCGCGAGGCUCUGCGCUGCGGGCGGGCCGCGGGCGCCGGAGGUGGAGGAAGACGGGUGCCCCUUCGGCUCGAGGACAGACUCGCGUAGUCGUCAGUCAUUUAAGCUGAGUGCAUUGUGAUUUCCAAUAAUUGAGGCAGUGGUUCUAAAAGCUGUCUACAUUAAUGAAAAGAGCAAUGUGGCCAGCUUGACUAAGCCGCCAGCGUGCGCAGCGCGGGCAGGACGCACCCGGGUCUCGACGGACUUGUGCAUGUUAGCUGUCUAGAGUUAUGUCAGGUUUUUAAAAACUCUGGUCUUUUAAAGUAGUCCUAACCACUUUACUAUGGAGACAUGUGAGAGCCCCUCUCCUCUCCCGCGUGAGCCCGCAGGAGGAGUGGCGAUGGAGGACCGAGCUUGCCCCCUCCGCUCGCUGCCCCGUGGACAGUCUCCACCACCUCCCCUGCAAACGUCCAGUGAUGCAGAGGUAAUGGACGUUGGCUCUGGUGGUGAUGGACAGGCCGAACCCCCUGCCGAGGACCCGCUCAACUUCUACGGAGCUUCUCUUCUCUCCAAAGGAUCCUCCUCUAAGGCCCGCCUCCUCGUAGACCCGAACUGUAGUGGCCACAGCCCGCGCACUGCGCGGCACGCACCUGCGGUCCGGAAGUUCUCCCCUGACCUUAAGUUGCUUAAGGAUGUAAAGAUUAGCGUGAGCUUUACGGAGAGCUGCAGGAGUGAGGACAGGAAGGUGCUGUACACGGGAGCGGAGCGCGACGUGCGGGCAGAGUGUGGCCUGGCCCUCAGCCCUGUCAGUGGGGACGUGCAUGCUGGUCCCUGUGGCGGGGGCGCGGGGAACGGGGUAGGCGCCGGGGGUGAGAGUGCGGGUAGGAGGGACGAGGAGCAUGAGCUGGAUCAGGAAAGGAGAGUGGAGUACGCAGUGCUCGAUGAGUUAGAAGACUUUACUGACAAUUUGGAGCUAGAGGAAGAAGGCGCAGGCGGGUUCACGGCUAAAGCGAUCGCGCAGAGAGACAGAGUGGACGAAGAGGCCUUGACUUUCUCCUAUGAGGAUGAUUUUGACAAUGAUGUUGAUGCUCUCCUGGAAGAGGGCCUCUGUGCUCCCAAAAAGAGGCGAAUGGAGGAGAAAUACGGAGGAGACAGCGAUCACCCAUCGGACGGGGAGACAAGCGUGCAGCCAAUGAUGACCAAGAUUAAAACCGUGCUCAAAAGCCGUGGCCGCCCACCGACGGAGCCACUGCCCGACGGCUGGAUCAUGACGUUCCACAACUCCGGAGUGCCCGUGUACCUGCACCGGGAGUCGCGGGUGGUCACCUGGUCCAGGCCCUACUUCCUGGGGACGGGAAGCAUACGGAAACACGGCCCUCCCCUGACCAGCAUUCCCUGCCUGCACUACCGGAAGAUGAAGGACAGCGAGGAGCGGGAGCGGGGCGUGGGGCUCGCCCCCCCAGAGCCAGAGCUGCCCCCAGACGAGCCUGACCCCCUAGGGGCCGACGCGGGGCCCCCAGACGAGAAGGACCCACUGGGGGCUGAGGCCGCGCCUGGGGCCCUGGGGCAGGUGAAGGCCAAGGUGGAGGUGUGCAAGGACGAGUCAGUUGACCUUGAGGAGUUUCGGAAUUACCUGGAGAAGCGCUUUGACUUUGAGCAAGUGACCGUGAAGAAGUUCAGGACGUGGGCUGAGCGUCGGCAGUUCAACCGAGAAAUGAAGCGAAAACAGGCUGAGUCAGAGAGGCCCAUCCUGCCCGCCAACCAGAAGCUCAUCACACUGUCUGUGCAGGACGCGCCCACGAAGAAAGAGUUUGUCAUCAACCCCAACGGGAAGUCUGAGGUGUGCAUCUUGCACGAGUACAUGCAGCGCGUGCUCAAGGUCCGCCCCGUGUACAGCUUCUUCGAGUGCGAGAACCCAAGCGAGCCUUUUGGUGCCUCAGUGACCAUUGACGGUGUGACCUAUGGAUCUGGAACGGCAAGCAGCAAAAAACUGGCCAAGAACAAAGCUGCCCGCGCCACGCUGGAGAUCCUCAUCCCUGACUUCGUCAAGCAGACAUCAGAGGAGAAGCCCAGAGACAGUGAGGAGCUGGAGUAUUUCAACCACAUCAGUAUCGAGGACUCGCGGGUCUACGAGCUGACCAGCAAGGCCGGGCUGCUGUCGCCCUACCAGAUCCUCCAUGAGUGCCUUAAAAGAAACCACGGGAUGGGAGACACCUCCAUCAAGUUUGAAGUAGUUCCUGGUAAAAACCAGAAGAGCGAAUACGUCAUGGCGUGUGGCAAGCACACAGUGCGCGGCUGGUGUAAGAACAAGCGCGUUGGGAAGCAGUUGGCAUCUCAGAAGAUCCUGCAGCUGCUGCACCCGCACGUCAAGAACUGGGGGUCCUUGCUGCGCAUGUAUGGCCGUGAGAGCAGCAAGAUGGUCAAGCAGGAGACCUCGGACAAAAGUGUGAUCGAGCUGCAGCAGUUUGCCCGCAAGAACAAGCCCAACCUGCAUAUCCUGAGCAAGCUGCAGGAGGAGAUGCGGCGGCUGGCGGAGGAGCGGGAGGAGACACGCAAGAAGCCCAAGAUGUCCAUUGUGGCGUCUGCGCAGCCUGGCGGCGAGCCCCUCUGCACCGUGGACGUGUGAGGGCGGCCAGCUCGGGGCCGCCAGUGCACUGGGGAUCUGCCUCUGGUUCCACGGCCCCACUGCGUGCCUGACAGCAGGCCCAUGCAGCUCCUUCUGGGGGCCACCUAAGGCCCCGGUGACUGUUCCGGCUUCCACCCACCUGCCACACAGGCGGACGUGGACAGCUGGGAGAUCGCCGUGGGGCUCUGCUCAUGUGGACAGACCCUGAAGCUUUUCAUGAAUUUUCUGUGUAACGUGCACUGACCAGAAGUGAUAGUUGAUGACAUGAAAUGCGAAGGCCGUGCACCCUGGCUCCCACAGGCAUGUAGGGACCCAACCAGAAGGCGCAGGCCGGUACCCCUCCCCUUCCAGCCUCCUGGGUUUUCCUUCUUUUCUCUGGAAAAAGUUAACAGUAGGAAGGAGUAUUUCAGAGGUUGCAGGCAAACCACCAUGGUGAUCUUUCUUCACCCAGAGAGGCGCUGCCCGUGGCACGGGCGCUGCCCUGCCUGCUUGCCGGCCCGGCAUCUGUUCUCAGAGCCCUGAACACACCUUCGUGGACAGAGGCCCCUCACGUUUGCUGGCCUCUGCUGAUUUUUUACUAAAUUUUUGCACAGUCCAGUCUGUCCACCCAUCAAUUUUUAAAGCUUUUAUUGUAUUUUAGUGUUUGGAAAGAAGCUUUUACAGUGAGGGUAGAAGAUAGGUAUGGAAUCACGUAGCAGAUGUGACCAGUUAAUGCAUUUUAGCUCAUGGACUUACUUAUAAAGAGGAGCUGAAGAUGCUCACGCUGGUGCAGGUGGCCCUUGACUACGUGCAGCUGUGCGGCGUGACCAGGCGGUCCCGUGGAUGGGGGUGGGUCUGUUCCACCCUCAGCCACGGAGCCUUCAGAAUGCCCCCCUACAUGACUGAGGUCGGCCCCCGCGGACCUUUGUAAAACAAUCCACGAAUCAAGUCGCUGUAAUUAUACGCUUCUGUCCUGUCCUGUC